AUGGCGUCCAAGGACAAGUUGGUUUCGUACGAAGACUACCAGGGCUGUCUGACAGCGUACUUCGAAUGGGCUGAGAGCUAUGAUUCCAAGGACUGGGAACGUCUGCGCAAGAUCGUCGCCCCGACCGUCCGCAUCGACUACCGCUCCUUCCUGAACAAACUGUGGCCCGCCAUGCCCGCGGACGAAUACAUUGCUAUGGUGUCGGAUGCGAAAGUGCUAGGCGACCCGCGGCUGAUGACCCAGCACUUCUGCGGUGCGUCCAAGUGGGAGAAGGUCUCGGACGACGAGAUCAUCGGAUACCACCAACUGCGGGUGCCGCAUCAGAAAUACACGGACGAGACCCGCACCAAGGUCCUGGUCAAGGGCCACGCCCACUCUUCCAACACCCACUGGUACAAGAAGAUCGAUGGCGUCUGGAAAUUCGCCGGCUUGAACCCGGACAUUCGUUGGGGCGAGUACGAUUUCGACAAGGUCUUUGCCGAUGGCCGCGAGGAGCUGGGCGAUCAGGAGAAGGCCGAGGAGGCCGAGAAGGUCGCCAAAGAGGCCCAGGGCAUUCCGGCCGAAUAG
Messenger RNA from Capronia coronata CBS 617.96, 567 nucleotides. RefSeq names its product scytalone dehydratase. Bases 1 to 567 code for a protein of 188 amino acids. Gene Ontology annotation, molecular function: scytalone dehydratase activity. The transcript is spliced from 3 exons. The record is from RefSeq and is a predicted model, not a curated record. NCBI's taxonomy places the organism in Eukaryota, Fungi, Ascomycota, Eurotiomycetes, Chaetothyriales, Herpotrichiellaceae. Gene Ontology annotation, biological process: melanin metabolic process.